This is a messenger RNA of Meyerozyma guilliermondii ATCC 6260, 1413 nucleotides long. It is a transcript of the gene GLO3, whose product is annotated as ADP-ribosylation factor GTPase-activating protein. The transcript has a single exon. The record is from RefSeq and is a predicted model, not a curated record. The coding region runs from base 1 to 1413 and encodes 470 amino acids. Gene Ontology annotation, biological process: COPI coating of Golgi vesicle. NCBI's taxonomy places the organism in Eukaryota, Fungi, Ascomycota, Pichiomycetes, Serinales, Debaryomycetaceae. Gene Ontology annotation, molecular function: GTPase activator activity.
AUGUCCGAUGUUAUCGCAUCCAAGGAAGAAGUUCUGGCGGUUUUCGGCAAGCUAAAGCAGAACCCGGCCAACCAGGUGUGUUUUGACUGCCUGAACAAAAACCCAACAUGGUCGUCGAUUCCUUUUGGAAUUAUGCUUUGUUUGGAAUGUUCUGCCGUUCAUCGUAAUCUCGGUGUUCAUGUUUCGUUUGUUAAAUCACUGAAUCUUGACUCAUGGCAGAGAAUCCAGCUCCGUCACUUUAAGUUUGGUGGCAAUUCUACGGCAAAAGAGUUUUUUAUGAAAAAUGGUGCUUCACAGUAUGUGUCUCGAACCAACGGUGUGGACGCUACAGCGAAAUACACUUGUAAUGCCGCCGUGAAAUACAAGGAAAAAUUGAAGCAGAAGGCACAACUGGAUGCAAUUAAACACCCAGACAUCGUCACCAUGGAAGAUGCUUCUGAUUCCAUCUCCAUUAGUGAACCUUCAAGUGCCACCGGUUCCACCGAUGAUUUCUUUUCCAACUGGACAAAACCAGUUGCCACAUCGAGGAGCGCCACUCCUGGUGUCAAUGGAGACAGCUCAUCAAUCGUUUCUGGAGGAAGCACCGGCAGUGGAGUUGGUACUCCCACCAGUGAACCUUCCAAGCCAACCACCAGCGCCAGUGCAUCUCGUCGCUUGGCCAGUAGAACUGCCGCUGGCAACGCCAAGAAGUCUAUUUUAUCAUCCAAGGGUAGUGGGCCCCGUAACUCAAGACUAGCAGCACGUAAGAUCAAUAAGCAAGAAGAUAUCGAUUUCGAAGCCAUCGAAAAGAAGGCGAAAGAAGAGGCAGAGGAAGCAAAGAGAUUGGGAUACAAGCCAGAAGAAACCGAAUCAACAGAACCGCUAAAGUCUUCGAGUGUUCCUGCUGAAUCCAAACCAUCGGGAUUGUCAUUAUCGUCUAGAAAGGACUCCAAUUCCAGUGCACCAGCACCUGCCAUCAAAGAAACAACUCAACAAUUCCAAAAAUUAGGAUUUGGAAUGAGUAAGGGUGCCAACACCAAUGCGUCAGAGACGGGCAAGAAAUACAAGGAGGUGAAAUACACAGGAGAGGUCAGCAAUAAGUAUGGAACUCAAAAAGGAAUUUCUUCGGAUGAGUUCUUUGGUCGUGGGCCGCGGUUUGAUGAGAACGCCAAGAGAGAAGCACAAAGCAAGUUGCAGGCAUUUGGCGGUGCUCAAUCGAUCUCGUCGGCAUCGUACUUUGGAGAAGACGAACAACAAGCCGAAAUGGGCCGUGGUCGUAGUGUGAGUGGAGGAUUUGGCGAUUUGGAAAAUACCGCCAGAGAGUUUGCAUCACGAUUCAGCGGCAACACAAACCAAGAUAUGGAGGUUUUGAAAGAUGCGUUGGAAGAGGGUGCAAACAAGUUGGGAAGUUAUUUAAGAGACUUCUUGCGUUAG